UAAAUAUUCGAGCUAGUUUGUUUUUUCAUAAUUUUGCGUGCGCAGGGGGUAUAUGCGUGCAGAGAAUGUUACUUUUCAUGAUUUUUAAACGUUUCAUGAUUUUGCCCGCCCAAAUGCCAUGCAGAGAACGUUACAGAUUUGAAACUUUUCACCCUCGGGUUUUGCACGAAGCCUUGCACGAAUUCCGUAUUCCGAAAUUCGUGCAAGCUUAUAAUACCGUAUAGCACUGCACGAUGUUCGGCUGAAUAAAGCGAUGGAAAUAACAUAUCCCGUUUUCUUAAAUUCGUGUAAGCAUAUAAUACCAUAGCAUUACAGCUUGGUCUCACAUUACACGCUGGUACAGCGGCAAACGCUCCGAAAAUUAAGUUUCUCUGUCUCAAGUGCUGUGUUAUAAGUUAUCAAUAUUAAACAGUUGUUUUCGUAUUAUAUUAUACUUUUAGAUCAGAUCAGUAUAAGAAUAAUAGAAACUAACGAAGUAUAAAAACUCACUAUGACAAUUUUUCCAUUGGCGGCUGUUUUUGCUUUUGUAGUCGUCGUUGAGAUUCAAGGCCAGGGUUCUCGUCACGUGAUUCUAUCAUGCGGAAAUGACGACACAGCACAGAAGGGAGAACCAGGGUUUCCUGGUAAGCGGGGACCAUCGGGUGAAAGGGGGUUGCAAGGUCCUGUGGGACCAAAAGGUGACGUAGGUCAAUGUGAUCCGACUUGUAGAACGAAAUACAACCAACUGAGUGAGAGGAUGCAAAGGUUGGAAAGAUAUGUUGAAGAAUGUAAGUUCGGUGAUCUUGUGAACAGCAUUUUGUUCGAAUUUUAUAAUAUAACUUUGCCCACAACUGUCUCAGCUUCGCCAACAACUGUUUCAGCUUCGCCAAAAACUGUCUCAGCUUCGCCAUUAACUCAGCUUCAACCCAGAUUCGCAAAUUGCAAGCAGGCAUUAAAUUUGGGUUUUAAUGAAAGUGGAAUCCAUUCCAUAGUCAACCCGAGGCGGAGGAACGGUCAACGUAUGGAGGUUUACUGCGAUCAAACAACAGACAACGGAGGUUGGUUGUUUUUCCAACGAAGAACUGACGGUUCUGAAAACUUCUAUCGAACUUGGGCAGAAUAUCAAGAGAAAUUCGGAAAUCUAAGCAACGAAUUUUGGCUUGGGGGGGGAUUAGAAAACCUGCACGCUUUAACGUCGAAUGGAAGUUACGAGCUGAGGGUGGAAUUAGAAGAUUGUGAGAAUGAUAGAAGAUACGCCAAAUACAGUUCAUUCGCAAUUGGGUCGAGUGAGCAACAAUAUACGUUGACGGUGUCUGGAUAUUCGGGAAACGCAGGGGAUUCGUUACGUCUACACAAUGGUAGCAGGUUCACAACAUUUGAUCGUGACCAUGAUGAAUGGAGUGGUAACUGUGCCGUGGAUUAUCAUGGUGCUUGGUGGUAUCGUGGUUGUUAUCAUUCCAACUUAAACGGGGAAUAUCUAAACUGUCAAACCGACAGCUACAGAGCUGCAAGUUGGCAUCAGUUCCGCGGACAUCGAUAUUCCCUUAAAUUUAUAGAGAUGAAGUUCAGACCCAUUUGAGCGUCAUUUACCAUGCGAUAACUUUAACUUCAUGUAUAUAUGCAACUAAUAUUACCGCAGGUUAUCGCAUAUGGCUUAAAAAUAAAUUAAUCACUAUCAAACUUCUUUUUUAAUAUUUGAGAACUUAACUAGUUAUACGCAUUGGCGGGAAUUGAAAAAUCACGUGUUUGUACCAGGUUGGUGAACUAUAUU
This is a messenger RNA of Ciona intestinalis (vase tunicate), 1750 nucleotides long. NCBI's taxonomy places the organism in Eukaryota, Metazoa, Chordata, Ascidiacea, Phlebobranchia, Cionidae. The record is from RefSeq and is a predicted model, not a curated record.